This is a messenger RNA of Cordyceps militaris CM01, 324 nucleotides long. RefSeq lists its product as uncharacterized. The transcript has 3 exons. The record is from RefSeq and is a predicted model, not a curated record. Bases 1 to 324 code for a protein of 107 amino acids. NCBI's taxonomy places the organism in Eukaryota, Fungi, Ascomycota, Sordariomycetes, Hypocreales, Cordycipitaceae.
AUGACUUCUGUCUACAGUGACUUGGCCGAGCUUGCGCCGUCCAUUGGUGGUUGUGUUCGCCUGCAAGCCCGACUGAGCUAUAUCACAGAGAGUAAUAGUGCCCCCCAUACUGUACUCCGUACUCCCCGUAGAACCAGCUACUGCUUUUCGACCUUCCUUGAUGGGACUGUAACUACCCCGGUUUGCCGGUUCCCGCCAUCCACGGAUGACUUCCAUGCCGCUAUUCGCGCCUCCGCCACUACGCAGGCUGGCUUCCCCAAGUCGGGCCCCGUACCCACCUCCAUCUCCAACUACACGCUUGGUUCGGAUUUGCUGUAUAUAUAA